AGUAACGUUACUGAGUUGACAGUGAGGACAAGUCGCUUUGCGAAAACGGGAGUGCUACUGCAACCAUCGUAUUGUGGAUUCAAAUUCGGCAUAAUUUGCGUGAUAAUUUCGAAUAUGUUAAUGUCUGCAGAAAUGUUGAUAACGUUAAGUGCUAAGACUAUUUUAUUAAGUAUUUUUUUAAUCAGUGGACAGUUUCCUGUGUUGGUUCAUGCAAGCCAUAACGUUAUUUCAGUGAAGUGUCGCGUUACAGUAGCUAGCGAAUUUAGCUAGAAGGGAACUCCGUUUAAUGAUAUUUAGCUUGCCAGAUGCCAUUGUUUUCACUUUGGUUGGGUGUUUUUAAAUGUUUAAAUGUAUAUAUUCGUUAUAUUAUAAAUGUAUAGUUCGGCUUUUAUAAAUGUUAAAGCUAUGUGUUUACAAGCUAGCAAAGCCAAAGCUAGCUAACCUAAAAGCAACGGUAAUAAUAAUAAUUUGGUGGGUGCUUAUUGGCCUAUUUAAUACAUGUACAAGUGUGUAUUAAUACUGCAUGUGUGAAUUGAAAAAUGUGAUAUCCCAACUCUCCCUGAGCCACCUUCGGAAAGUGGGAUCAUGGACAGUUGAAUACACGCCUUUGUCAGUCAUGCAUUUGCACAAGUUUAUGCUAAACGUUGACCAAUAACCGUUUGCGCUGUCCCCCGUUAUAAACAUUGGCCCUGAGUCAAAUGUCCAGCGUGGUCGAGGUCUGGCAAGCUGAGGAUGCUGACCCAAUGCUCCCAACUCAGGUGGAAGAGCGCAGCAAAGACAGUCUUCCACUGGAAGAGAGCUCCUCAUUCUACGUGCCGGAGAAUGGAAGGCCGCUGCGCUUCCAGCCGCCAUCGCUGGAGUUUGGGACACAGCCACUGGGGCUGCCAAGAGCUGAAACCAUAUACAUACACAACCCCAGCCAGGAACUCCCAGUGACACUGCUGUCAAUGUUUACAUCCAGCAGACAUUUUCACAUGCCUUCGUUCCACAGAAGGGUAAUCCCACCCAGAGGGAAGGCCUCAUUUAAACUAGUCUUCCUCCCGACGGAGGAGGGCAACGUAGAAAACUCAUUAUUUAUAAACACAUCAGCCCACGGGGUGCUCUCUUACCAGGUUUUUGGUUUGGGUGUCCACCGGGGCUCUGUGAAUGGGGUCAAUAGGAAGGACAGUGUCCUCAUAUUCCCCCACAUCCAGAGCAUCAAGCUAAGCCAAACUCAGGAAGAUUCUUCCAACAUCACUAUCCUGGGGCUACUGCUAGAGUGCAGUUUACCCAAGAGCAUGUACAGCCAGCCGCAGGGGUCCUGCUUCCAGAGUGUUGAGGACCAUGCGGCCGGGGUAGAGCAGCGACUCAACCUCCAGAUCAGGCUGUCGGAAAGCACAGAACGCCCCGCUGACCUGGACAAGCUCAAGCCCUACAUCAUCGAGCACAUCCUGGUCCUGUUGGUCGCCCCAGCGACGGGCCGCGGCUCUGCCAACGGGGAGCCAAAAAUAGGAAUUUAUAUGUUGAAUUCAGGAGGAAAGAAACUUUAUGUUAAGGAAAUACAGUUGUUAUCCAAAGUGGACAGCACUCUGGAGUUCAGCCCAGUCCUGCUGAGAGCAUCAGCGACAAACUUCACAGAAGUGGCUACGCUAGCUUGCAGAGCAGGGUCUCUGCCAGGUCAGGGUAGAAGAUGCUCCAGUCAUAUUAGCCUACAGGUCCUGGGGAAUCACACAGUGAACACUUUCCCUGGCUUCCACAUCACACACAGGGGGUUGGAGCUGUCUAGUCUCUUCCAGGUGAGACAGAGGCAGAGAGGGGCAGACCACGUGGACCUGUGGCUGACCAACACCCUCCACUUCCCCCUCGCUGUCCAGGAUGCCACCCUCUCCCCGGAGUCCCAGGGCUUACUCAAGGUGGUCAACUUCAGCGGGGCGGUGUCAGUGCCCCAGGGUGGCUGCUGGCGGCUCCUCUCCCUGCAGCUCCUCAACAGGAGCCUGCCCUUAAACCUGCUAUCCACCCUCUCCCUGACCACUGGCUUGGGUCUGGCCCUGAAACUACCCCUCCACUUUCACUCCACCCUGGCUAAGCAGGGUAAUGUUGUGUUUGAAGCGGAGAGGGAGUGUGGCCGACUAUGUCCUCUCAGACUGUCAGAAGCAGGUCGUGUCCAGUGGCAGCGCUCUCUCCUCCCAGACUCCUCCUCCUGGAUGCUGGACAGCAGACUGGCCUCGGAGCUCUGCGUUCGCUGGCAAAUCCGCAAAGACCAGCUGCCUUGCAGGUGGCCAAGACUACCAGCGGAGACCUCGUCCCCUCUAGACUUUGGUGCUGUCCCUGUCAAUGAAAGCAAAGUUAAGCUGCUGACUCUGAAGAACCCCUCCUCCUCUGUGGUGUGUGUCGAGAUCAGAGCCCUCUCCCUGUACCCGGCCCCCCUGGAAGCCCUUGACCUACUAACCAAAUGGUUCAAUAUCAGCCCCCUCUCUGUCAACAUCAGCACUACAGAGUUCACUCUGCUGCAUGCAGAGCACACGGGCGGGGAGAGUGUGAGGGGAGAGGGAGCGCUGCGUCUCCUCCUCCAGCCAUGGGAGAGCAGGGAGGUGGCUGUGGUGUUCACCCCCUCCGAACACAAACCCACCACCACCAUCCUACUCAUCAGGAACAAUCUGACAGUGUUUGACAUGGUGAUGGUGCGGGGUCAUGGGGCCAAGGAGCUGCUGAGGGUGGGGGGCAAGCUGCCGGGCCCCGGAGCCUCAUUACGCUUUAAUGUCCCUCAGUCCACCCUCAUGGAGUGCCGAGAUGGCCUACGCACCAACAAGCCUCUGUUUGCCAUCUGGAAGAGCUUCAAGGUGGAGAACGCCGGGGAGCUGCCCCUUACGGUCACGUCCAUGAACAUCAACGGCUACAAGUGCCAGGGCUUCGGCUUCGAGGUGCUGCAGUGCAGGUCCUUCAGCCUGGACCACAACUCCUCCUCCGAGAUCACCAUUGCGUUCACUCCAGACUUCACGUCGUCCUGGGUGAUCCGGGACCUGACCCUGGUGACGUCGCGAGGCUCAUUGUUCCCCUUCACCCUCAACGUGACGCUGCCCCACCACAUGCUGCCCCUCUGUGCCCAAGUGGUGCCCGGCCCCAGCUGGGAGGAGACAUUCUGGGUGGUCACCCUCAUCUUCACCUGCUUCUCCCUGGCGGGUGUUUGUCUGAUGGCUUUCCACCAGGCCCAGUACAUCCUGACUCAGUUCUCCAGCCCCACCCCCCGGAGCAUCCACAACUCUGCCCUGUCCCGGGACAACGGCCCCGUCAACAACAUCACCCCCAACGGAGUCAAUAAAAUGAAGGGCAGCUGCAAGACAUAUGUGGACACCUGCCACAACUCUGACAAAGGAAAGGGGCGUGGCUCCCUGGCGGUGGCCAACGGCUCCACCCCUCGGCCCCAGCCCUUCUCCACCCCCUCCUCCUCCUCCAAGAAGGGUGCCUCCACCACCCCCCCCCAGCCGCAGAAGAAACACAAGGUGUCCGUUUACUACGGCAAGUACAAAACCAGCUCCUACGCCACAGCUGCGACGGCUGCCACGGCGACCGAGGAAGAGAGGGAACUAGACCUAACGCCCGACCUGGGAACCCUGGAACCCGACCUGAGCACGGACGCCUGCAACAACAACGAGCCCACGUUCCUCUGUCAAAUCGUUAAGAAAACGACACAGCACUUUAAGGAAGCCCCACCACAGAGCGCCGCCCUGCGGGAGGACAGCAAAGGGCCGGCGGCGGUUAUGUUUCCCGUGGAAACGCAGGCCGGCUUCCCCGACAAUGUCACCAUGGGCCCAGGCCCCCGACCGGGUCUCCUGCUGUGCAGCCCCGUGACAGAGAAAGGAUGCGGCCUCCGUACACAUUCGCAGUUUGCGGAGAAGAGGGACACAACGGUGAAAAGGGACAACUCUGAGCUAGAGACCAGAGAGGAUGGUAAAAUCCAGAGGAAGAAGGCAGGGAAGACGGAGGCUGGUGUCCCAGCUGGGAACAGCAAGACAAAGAAGAGUCGCAAGAAGAACACAGAGGGGGUUUCUGGGCUACCUGAACACAGUGUGGUUGUGACAUCAGUGCAGGAGAGGGAACCGGAGUGGAGAAUGGGAGAACAGCAACUGAAUAUGAACGGAACCCGCACUCGGAACCGCUGCUCCACAGGAAAACCAGACGUACCGAAGCCCAGCCCCAACCCCGACAGCCCCCUCAAACAGAACGGUGUGUGUCUGGUGCGGCCACGGCGGAAGUGCGCGGAGCGGCGCGUGGCGUGCGAGUCGGGCUCAGACUCUGGCAGCUCGUCGGGCAGCGUGCGGGCCAGCCGCGGCAGCUGGGGCAGCUGGAGCUCUGCCAGCAGCAUUGAGGGAGACAAGGACCCCAGCGCCCCACACCACCGCACACACCACUGCACUACCUCAGCCAGGAAAAGGGACUCCAUGCAGUACGGCGUCUACCCAGCCGAGAGGGACUGCUACCAGACCAUGAACUCCACCUACAAGGCCCAGAGCAUGAAUAACCUGUACAGGAAGGAGCCUUGCCAAAGCCCAACAGAGCCCGCCCCGGUGCCCCCCAGCUUUGCCCCCAGCUUCGCUUCUGUAGCAGCCCGCAUGGACAGAACCAUGGAUGUGGCGGGCCACUAUUUGCCUGAGGAGACGUGGUCGGCACCCUCCGUGCCCCUCACCAAUGAGUUCAGGUACAACACCUCAGAGGCCGUGCCCUACGUACCUCAAGCCUCAGCCCCCACCCCCUUCAACGGCUUCCCUUGGAACAGUGCCAACAGCCAAUGUAACAGCCCGUACGUGUACUGUGACCAGGGCAACUACAUGUCAGCGGGCAACACCAACUUCCACAAUAAUUUCCCAUGCCAGCCAGAGAGCCAGACGGUAGCCUACAGCCACCAGCCCAGCUGGAGCGAGGAAUGCUCCCAGGAGGCUCCCUCGACCUGGGAUACAGCCGGCUGUGUGGGCAGCAAGCCAUAUUUCCCCGGCACCAGGAGCCUGUCCCCAAUGUCCAGUCUGUUCGGUUCCAUCUGGACCCCCCAGAGUGAGCCGUACCAAAGCCACUUCCAACCCGAGCGCUCAGCCCCCAUGUCUCCGGUGUCCCCCGUCUGCCCCAUCACCCCGCCUCACGCCCCCUUCAACCGGGAGCCCGGGGGCAUGUGCCGCCCCAAGCAGUACUCCAGCUUCAACCCUUUCGGCCCCCACAUGAACCUGGACAUUUGGAACUCCUCAUCCAACCGCAGCUCAAAUUCGCAGCUGUCCAACGACUCGGGCUACUGCGGCGACAUUUAACAAAAACCUGGCAUAACCGACGACAACAAACAAAAACGAUGCUAUAAAAGAAAGGAACAAGAAAUGAAUGUGCUUUUAUCGAUAAUGGGGGGAAAAAUGUGAAUAUUCCUUUACUUUUAUGUUCCUUUUUUUCUUUCAAACGUUCAAUGUUGUGAAAGGUUAAGCAUUUGUUGUAUAUUUUUCUAGGUGUUUUGAUCAUAGAAAAUUAAAACAUUUAAAAAGUUUUGUA
This is a messenger RNA of Salvelinus fontinalis (brook trout), 5502 nucleotides long. RefSeq names its product transmembrane 131 like (gene tmem131l). The transcript is spliced from 34 exons. The record is from RefSeq and is a predicted model, not a curated record. Gene Ontology annotation, cellular component: membrane. Bases 699 to 5273 code for a protein of 1524 amino acids. NCBI's taxonomy places the organism in Eukaryota, Metazoa, Chordata, Actinopteri, Salmoniformes, Salmonidae.